Messenger RNA from Sparassis crispa, 1566 nucleotides. RefSeq lists its product as hypothetical. NCBI's taxonomy places the organism in Eukaryota, Fungi, Basidiomycota, Agaricomycetes, Polyporales, Sparassidaceae. Bases 1 to 1566 code for a protein of 521 amino acids. The record is from RefSeq and is a predicted model, not a curated record. The transcript has 5 exons.
AUGUCUGGCUAUGCCACUCGCUCACGCAAUGACCAGCUGAACUAUCGUGUCCUUGCUGGUAUUCAAGCUGAAGGUCAGAAGCCUCGUCGCACUUCUGCUCAGGUUGUAGAAGAGCGUCAGCAAGUAGAUGCUCGGCGUCGUGAAGCUGAAGCUAAGAGGCAGGCAGUAGCUCAGCGGAUUGCCGAGCUCGAGGAGGAGAUGGCCCGUCAGGAUGUGGAUGACCACGAGGGUGCUGGAUGUACAUUGGCAUCCUUCACAGGCUUCCGUGCUGGGCCUAGCGCUGUGGCAGAUGUUGAUGCUGCGGGUCUUCGCGAAGGGAACAGAAUCGGGGCUAAUGGCAGUAAGGCCAAAAAACUUUCACGUGCUGAUGUAGAGGCAGCACACAAGAGGAAGGAGGUAACUACAGUUGUCAAGAAAGUGGGACAAAAAAAGGAGAACAGAGCCUCAGUUAUUGGAUCUACAGCACUGGCGGCGACGCGCAAGCGCAAGGCUGAGUCGCAGGAAGUCGUGGGUGCCACAGAACAUCAUGCGAAGCGGUCAAAAGCUACUCAUGCUGGAGUUCGGUCAAUGUGGACACCGCAUUCAUCAAAGAACACUACCUCGACUGCUGCCAAGGUGAAGACGUCUGCAGCCUCCAAUGGAGCUAGCAUGGGGGGUAUCAUCGUCAAUGCUGAAGCAACCCUGGUAGAGGACUCUGACGAAGAUGAUCUGGUGGAACAUGUAGCUGUAGGUAAUGGCAAAGCUAUACACCCUCACACGACAUUGGGUGUUGUCGAAAUCAAUCCCAGAGCUCGAGCGGUGGACUCUCAGCCUGUAAAGCGAGGGCCAGUCAUUGCCAUUCGUUGCCCCAACGGCAGCAGGAAGUUCACGAACACUGAUCUCCCAAUCUCAAGUGCAUCGAUGUGGGUAUGGCGUCACCAGCUGAUUCCGCAUUACCUGGAAACCUUGGGCGAAUCCGCUUCAAAUCCGUGGAACUUUACAGGCCUUAACUUGGUCGCCAUCCUGCAACUUGAAGAGUUGUGGGAUGAGUUCUUCCCAGAUAUCCCACUCAUCGUCGUGCCUCAUGAGCCAGUCUAUGACAUUGCUCAACAGAAGGUGUACGAGUGGAGAUACAGCAUAGCGAAGGCAGGUGUUGCUGCCGUUUCAGCAUUCUUCGAGGACGAGGACAAUGGACUGAUGACAGAGGAAGAGAGGGCCGCGUACAUUCGUUAUGUCAUCGGGCCCAAUUUGCCAUUUCGGUACGCUGGUGCGACAAUGAAGGGUCGGAAUGGCAAACCCCAGUACGUUGAGCAUGCCUUGAGGCAGUAUGAGAGUGGCGUGUUCAUAAAGACUGAUCAGAAGUUUUCUCAGGAUAUCCAUGGCCGGUUGACCGACUACUACAUGCUCUCGAUCGCGAGCCUGAGGGAAGCGACCUGGAACAAAAUUAUAAAUGCCACUGCACCUUUGGCAUGCCUGUCAAGUAUCAUGCCAGGUGACCUUGGUGGCGAUGAGUGGGAUAAAGUCGUUGAUGCCGAGUGCGGCAAUAUUGAUGAUGAAUCCGCCAGUGACGGCGACAUGGAGGUUUAA